GUGGAAGUUCAAAACUGACCAUCACACUCGCAACGUGUGGCUCACAAAUUCAACCGUCCACACGGACCCGCUUGGAGGCUCGGCUGCCACCUCUUCGGCCCGGACCCGCACUCCCCACUCCCCACUCCCCACUCCUCCCCACCCGGGGACCCUGCCUCCGGGCCGCCCUCCGGGCCUGCCGGCCAAGGGGCCCCCGGCACGGACGGCGCCGCCCUCGCACCCAAACCUGCCAUGCAGGGAACAGUGUCCUCCAGCUCUUCUUUAAGUCCAGGGGUGGCCACGCUAACGGCAACUACCCAAUCCCAGGGCAGAAGCGAGACCUCAUUUCCACUCAUCACUGAGGAGGAAAUCUGCAGGUUACCAGGCCAGCUCAGAAUCCAGCCUUCCCUGUGGAGCAAGGAGGAUGUGAUUCAUUGGCUGAGAUGGGCCGAAAAGGAAUACUCCCUCCGGCGGAUCGUGGAAAACAAAUUUGAAAUGAACGGAAAAGCCCUCUGCAUCCUGACCAAGGACGACUUCCGAUACAGAGCCCCGAGUUCAGGUGAUGUUUUGUACGAACUACUUCAGUACAUCAAGACUCAGAGGCAAGCCCUGGUCUGUGGCCCAUUCUUCGGCACACCACUGAGGCAGACCUUAGCUGGACAGCACCAUGGCCCUUUGGAAGAGCGGAUUUACCAAUCCCACCCUUCCCUCAAAGGAGUCCUGCCAGUACACCCACUGGACGUGGUGUCCGUCAACUCCCCAAGCAAGGCCGACCCCUCCCUCCCGCCGAGUGGUAUCUCCCGCAGGGAGGAGCCACUCAAUCUCUCGCACAGAUCUGAAGUCAGCUACAGCGCUGAGGUUAUCUGCUCUUUUACCACAGUCCCACAAGCCCCCAUUGAUGGGAAAAUAGCAGACUGCCGGUUGCUCUGGGAUUAUGUGUAUCAGCUCCUUUCCGACCGCCGAUACGAACGUUAUAUCAAGUGGGAAGAUCAGGAGGCCAAGGUCUUUCGAGUCGUUGACCCGAAUGGGCUUGCCAGACUCUGGGGAAACCACAAGAACCGAGUCAACAUGACAUAUGAGAAGAUGUCACGGGCUUUGCGGCACUACUAUAAACUGAAUAUAAUCAAAAAGGAACCAGGCCAAAAGCUGUUGUUUAGAUUUCUGAAAACCCCUGGGGAGAUAGUCCAUGACAAAUCGAGCAAGCUGGAACAGCUCGCCCACCAGGAGCAGGAGGGUCUGGACUUCCAGGAGGAGCUGCUGGAAAUAUCACCCUAAGGAACUUCCAACUCUGGAAAACGCUCUCCGGACAAUGCCCAGGGCUUACCCCGCCCCAUAAGAACCCCAGCCUGGGCCAAGGCCACCCCUGCUUCCUGAACUCCGGGGUCCCCCCUUCCUCACCACUCCACCCCAGUCGCUGCUUUGGAUUAGUUCUUAUUUUUCUUCAAGACUCUGAAAGCAGCCUGGAGGAUUGGAGGGGAGUGGGGUGGGGGGAGCUGGAGAUGGAGAAGGCAUCACCUGAUCUCCCGCUGGAGAUGGACACCUCGCCUUUCACUAUCUCCCGUUAUUCUGUCCUGUAGGGAUUGUGUUUGGGAUGGUUGAGGGUUGGGUGGCCCUGGGACGAGGUGGGGAUUGAGUGAAGGUAAGUAGGUACCAUUUCCUCUCGCGCGUAUUUUCUGCCGAUGUUAAAAUUGAGACUUUAAUCCGGCCUCUGCCCUCGCCCUCCUCCAAGCCUGCGGGACAAGGAGGAGCCGCUGUGAGAAUCAUCAGUUCGCCCAUCUGGAGCACAAAACCAGGUCUGCUUCUUCUAUGAGGAAAUCUGAUUCCCCUCUUCCUCAUCAUCAAAAUGUGGUAUUUGUUAAGUGCUUACUCUAGGCCGAGCACUGUCCUAAGAGGUGGAGUAGGUAUGAUAUGAUCAAAUGAGACACAGUCCCUAAUGCACAUGGGGCUCACAGUCUAAGGGGGAGGGAGAACAGAUAUUGAACCCCCAUUUUACAGAGGAGCGAACUGAGCAGUUCAACGACUGACUCAAGGCCACCCAACGGCCAUGCGGCGAAGCAGGAAUUAAAACCCAGGCCUCCUGACUUCGGGUGCUAUGCUCUUUCCACCAGACCGUCUGAACAAUCCUAUAUAGAGAUCCAGCUGAUUUGAGGGCUCAGGCACCCAAACUAAGCCCAAGUAGGGGGUUUUUCUGAAAAAGAGCCAUCUUUACUUUCAAGGUGACUAGGGUAAGCGGUUGCCUUUCUGAUAUGGCUUUUGGACUGAGGAAGAAGCGGUAACACACACAGUUCCAGGAACACGUCUCUUCGUUAUCAUUUGACCAUGGAAGGUUACCCGCUAGGGCUGGGCAGGCUCUCUCUCCACUUCAAUCAAUCAAUCAAUCAAUCAAUCAAUGGUAUUUAUUGAGCAUUGACUAUG
Messenger RNA from Tachyglossus aculeatus (Australian echidna), 2394 nucleotides. It is a transcript of the gene ETV7, whose product is annotated as ETS variant transcription factor 7. Gene Ontology annotation, molecular function: sequence-specific DNA binding; DNA-binding transcription factor activity, RNA polymerase II-specific. Gene Ontology annotation, biological process: regulation of transcription by RNA polymerase II; cell differentiation. The coding region runs from base 232 to 1254 and encodes 340 amino acids. NCBI's taxonomy places the organism in Eukaryota, Metazoa, Chordata, Mammalia, Monotremata, Tachyglossidae. Gene Ontology annotation, cellular component: nucleus. The record is from RefSeq and is a predicted model, not a curated record. The transcript has 9 exons.